This is a messenger RNA of Perognathus longimembris pacificus (Pacific pocket mouse), 7469 nucleotides long. It is a transcript of the gene Zfhx2, whose product is annotated as zinc finger homeobox 2. The record is from RefSeq and is a predicted model, not a curated record. NCBI's taxonomy places the organism in Eukaryota, Metazoa, Chordata, Mammalia, Rodentia, Heteromyidae. Gene Ontology annotation, molecular function: zinc ion binding; DNA-binding transcription factor activity, RNA polymerase II-specific; RNA polymerase II cis-regulatory region sequence-specific DNA binding. Gene Ontology annotation, cellular component: nucleus. Gene Ontology annotation, biological process: regulation of transcription by RNA polymerase II; regulation of neuron differentiation; brain development.
CCGCCCGUCGGAGGAGUCCCCGGCGGGAGCCGCCCCCUCCCUCCCUCCCCCCUCCCUCCCCCCUCCCGCCGGCGCGGCGCGGCGCGGCGGCCGCGGUUCGACUCCCGAGCCUGCUUCCCGCCGAGGUGGUGCUGGCUGUCACGCUGACAUGAGCUCCCGGCGCGCCUCCGCCCGUCAUGGCCACCCUUAACUCCGGUUCUGCUGCGGGCACCACCUCCUCCCCUGGGCGCGAUGCCCCGCCCCUGCCUGCGGACGGCUGCUCCUCCGCCCCCCCUGAUCCUGUCACCAAAGAGCCCCCGGCCGCCCCCUCCACCUCUGAGAGCAUGAGGCCCUUGGAGCCAGGGGGGGAGCCCCUGGAGCCAGGCCGUGGUCUCAGCCCACCAAAGGAGAUUGGGGAGCCCCAAGAAGAGCCUGGCUGUGGUCACUUCGCACCAAAGGGCCUGGGGGCAGAAAAGGAUGAGGAGCCGGAGGAGGGGGGGCGGGGGCGGGAGGAAGGGCGCCCUCCCGUGGACCUGAGCAACCACCUGCUCUACACCGCCAGUGGUGGAGCCUACCUAGUGGCCGCGCCGUGCCCGCCGGGCGCCACGGAGCUCCUGGUACCAAAGGGCUUCCCCGGGGGUGAGGCGGGCAUCCGGGACGAGCCCGGCCCGCCUCUCCUCGCCCGCUCCCCACCCCCCCACCUCACGGCCCUUCACGUCCAACAUGGCUUUGACCCCAUCCAAGGCUUUAGCUCUUCUGACCAAAUUCUGACCCCUGAUACCUCAGCGCCAUCUCCGGCUGCCUGUGAGGGAAGGGACGGAGCCUUCUGGAGCUACUGGCUGGCUCCCAACCCCCCCGGAGAUCCCAAAGAUGGCCCCGCGGGGGGCAGAGGCGGGGAGCACAGGGCGCUCUUCUGGCUCUGCCUUCUGUGCCGCCUGGGCUUCAGCGGGCCCGAGGCCUUCGCGGGUCACACACAGUCGCAUGGGGUGAAGCUGACCCCUGCCCAGCGCCAGGGCCUGCCGGGCAGCCCGGCCGUGCUCCAGGAGCUGCCCGAGGGCUGCGCGGCCCUCCUCAGCUUUCUGGAACCCAAAGCCCUCGACGAGAGCAGCCCGGAGAACACGGAGGCGCACAUACCCCGGACUGACGACGGUCCUCCUGAGGCGGAAGCCCAGGCGCUCGCCCUGCCCCCCGAGGACGGCAUGGCCAGCCCGCCCUCCCCACCCACAACCCCGGCCACCUGGGACCCCAGCCCAACCCAAGCCAAAGAAUCACCCCCAGCAGCAGGCGAGGCAGGGCCAGACUGGUUCCCCGAGGGGCAAGAGGAGGAUCGAGGGCUCUACCCCCCACUCAACCAAAGCUCACCCACCUCCAAGAAGGGGGGCAUUCUCCCUGCUCCAGUGGGCUCCCUGGAAGACCCCCACGACCCACCCCAGCCCUACCGCCUCCCCGACGACUACGGCCCGGCCCCCGCCGCCUUCCAGAGCCUCAGCCUGUCCAGCCACAUGUCCCUGCUCCACUCGCGCAACUCCUGCAAGACCCUCAAGUGUCCCAAGUGCAACUGGCACUACAAGUACCAGCAGACCCUGGACGUGCACAUGCGGGAGAAGCACCCCGAGAGCAACAGCCACUGCAGCUACUGCAGCACGGGGGGGGCCCACCCCCGCCUCGCCCGCGGGGAGAGCUACAACUGCGGCUACAAGCCCUACCGCUGCGAGGUCUGCAACUACUCCACCACCACCAAAGGGAACCUCAGCAUCCACAUGCAGUCCGACAAGCACCUGGCCAACCUGCAGGGCCUCCAGGCGGGGCCGGGUGGGCAGGAGCCCCCCGAGGCGCCCCUCCCGCCCCCCGCCGGGGACAAGGAGCCCAAGACCAAAUCCUCGUGGCAGUGCAAGGUGUGCAGCUACGAGACCAACAUCUCCCGCAACCUGCGCAUCCACAUGACCUCUGAGAAGCACAUGCAGAACGUCCUGCUGCUGCACCAGGGCCUGCCGCUCGGGCUGCCGCCGGGGCUGGUGGGGCCGGGCCCUGCCCCCCCGCCGGCGGCCGCCCCCGCCAACCCUCCCGAACUCUUCCAGUACUUUGGCCCCCAGACGCUAGGGCAGCCCCAGACUCCCCUGCCUGGCCCCGGGCUGAGGCCCGACCAGCCCCUGGAGGCCCAGCUGCUGCUCAACGGCUUCCACCAUCUUGGAGCACCUGCCCGGAAGUUCCCCACACCCGCCGCGGGCGGCCUCUCCCCCGAGGGCCCCCUGCCCCCCGGGCAGCUCCUGGGCCCCUCGCCCGACGGCCUGGCCGCCACGCCCCCCCCAGACGACAGCCCGGCCCUGAAGGUGUUCCGCUGCCUGGUGUGCCAGGCCUUCAGCACCGACAGCCUGGAGCUGCUGCUCUACCACUGCAGCCUGGGCCGCAGCCUCCCCGAGGCCGAGUGGAAGGAGGUGGCGGGCGACACGCACCGCUGCAAGCUGUGCUGCUACGGCACCCAGCUCAAGGCCAACUUCCAGCUCCACCUCAAGACCGACAAGCACGCCCAGAAGUACCAGCUGGCCGCCCACCUGCGGGAGGGGGGCGCGGCCGUGGGCGCCGCCCCGCUGCCCCCCGGGGACGGGGCCCCGUAUGGCUCUGUCUCCCCCUUGCACCUGCGCUGCAACAUCUGCGACUUUGAGUCCAACAGCAAGGAGAAGAUGCAGCUGCACGCCCGGGGGGCGGCCCACGAGGAGAACAGCCAGGUCUACAAGUUUCUGCUGGAGAUGGAGGGACCGGAAGCCGGGGCCGAGCUGGGGCUCUUCCGCUGCCGGCUGUGUGCCUGGGAGACGCCCUCCCGCUGGGCCGUGCUGCAGCACCUGCGCGCGCCUGCCCACCGUGACGCCCAGGCCCAGAGGCGUCUACAGCUGCUGCACAGCGGCCCCGGCGCCGAGGAGGGACUCUCGGCUCUCCAGAGCAUCCUGAGCUUCAGCCCCGGGCAGCUCCGGACCCCCGGAAAGGCUCCUGUGCACCCCUCGGCUGAGCUGCCCGCCCCUGAGAAGGAUGUGCAGAACAAGACGGAACCGCCGGCAUCCGAAGAGGCAGAGAACAAGUCUGGCCCUUCCAGAGACUGUGCCAACCAGACCACGGUGUACUGCUGUCCUCACUGCAGCUUCCUGAGCCCAGAGCCCGAGCAGGUGCGGGCCCACGCGCUCUCCCAGCAUGCCGUGCGGCCCAGGCUCAGGUGCCCGCUGUGCCAGGAGCAGCUGGUGGGCCGGCCGGCCCUGCACUUCCACCUCAGCCACCUGCACAACGUGGUGCCCGAGUGUGUGGACAAGCUGCUCCUGGUGGCCACCACUGUCGAGAUGACCUUGACCACCAAAGUGCUGCCCGGGCCCACGCUAGGCCCUCUGGAGGGGGUGGCCGAGGCUCCCGCGCCCGCGCCCGAGUCCACGCCCAGCACAGACCAGGCGGCAGCAGGCCCCAGCCUCACCCCAGAAGCCAGCCCGGACCCCAUUCCCGAGCCCCCGCCGCCGGCACCCUGUGACGGCCCUGACCAGCCGGCUUCGCCAGCCCCGUCUCCAGGCCCGCUGCCCGGGGCCCCCGCGGAAGAAGUGGCUCCCCCGCCGGCCCCCGCGGAGGAGGGAGAGGGAGGGGAGCCCCGCGCCGCGGAGCCGGCCCCGGCCGACCCUCGCCAGCCUCCGGCCUAUCGGAAGACCACCAACUUCGCCCUGGACAAGUUCCUGGACCCCGCCCGGCCCUAUAAGUGCACCGUGUGCAAGGAGUCCUUCACCCAGAAGAACAUCCUCCUGGUCCACUACAACUCCGUCUCCCACCUGCACAAGAUGAAGAAGGCGGCCGUGGACCCCGCGGGCCCCUCCCGGGGCGAGCCCGGGCCCGCCGCCGCCGCCGCGGCCGCCGACAAGCCCUUCAAGUGCGCCGUGUGCCGGGUGUCCUACAACCAGAGCUCCACGCUGGAGAUCCACAUGCGCUCCGUGCUGCACCAGACCCGCUCCCGCGGCGCCAAGGGCGACGCCCGGGCCGAGGAGCCCCCCAAGGACGGCGAGGCCGAGGGCGAGGCGGGCCCCGCGGGCUUCCUGCCGGGCCUGUCGUUCCUGCCCCCGCCCGCGCCGCCCGCCCCGCUCUUCGCGCCGCCCGUGCUGCCGCCCUUCCCCGUGGUGCCCGAGCCCCUGCUGAAGCUCCAGCAGCAGCAGCUGCUCCUGCCCUUCUACCUCCACGACCUCAAGGUGGGGCCCAAGCUGGCCCUGGCCGCGCCCGCGCCCGCGCCCCUCCCGGCCGCCGCGCCCGGGCCCCGCGCCGAGCCCGGGCCCGAGGAGGGGAGCGGGGCGCGCGCCGCCUCGCCGCCCCCCGAGUGGUCGCCGCACGAGGCGGCGCGCACGGCCGCCAAGGCGCUGCUCGAGAACUUCGGCUUCGAGCUCGUGAUCCAGUACAACGAGGGCAAGCAGGCGGCGCGCCCGGCGCCCGCGCCCCCGCCCCCCGAGGCCGCCGCGGCCCGCGAGCGGCUGGCCUGCGCCGCCUGCGGGAAGCUCUUCUCCAACAUGCUCAUCCUCAAGACGCACGAGGAGCACGUGCACCGCCGCUUCCUGCCCUUCGAGGCGCUCAGCCGCUACGCCGCGCAGUUCCGCAAGAGCUACGACAGCCUCUUCCCGCCCGCCGAGCCCGCGGCGCCCGCGCCCGGCCCGCCCCCGCCGCCCCCGCCCCCGGAGCCCGCCGAGCCGGGCCGCGCCGGCGCCGAGGAGGGCGACGGCCCCCGGGGAGUCCCGCCCGCGCCCCCGCCCGCCGGCCGCCGCUUCUCCAGAACCAAGUUCAGCGCGUUCCAGACGCAGGCGCUGCAGUCCUUCUUCGAGACCAGCGCCUACCCCAAGGACGGCGAGGUGGAGCGGCUCGCGGGCCUGCUGGGCCUGGCCAGCCGCGUGGUGGUGGUGUGGUUCCAGAACGCCCGCCAGAAGGCGCGCAAGAGCGCGGGCGAGGGCGCGCCGGGGCCCGGGGCGGGCGGGGGCGCGGGCUGCCGGCGCUGCCGCCUGCGCUUCCCCUGCGCCUUCGAGCUGGUGCGGCACCUGCGGAAGUGCUACGAGGACGAGGACCGGCCGCCCGACGACGACCCUGACGACGACCCUGACGACGACGAGGACGACGAGGCCGAGAGGGCCGAGGACGGCGACGACGACGACGAGGCCGAGGCCGAAGAGGAGGCGGCGGCCGAGGAGCCGGGCCCGGAGCCCCCGGACGCGGAGCAGCGGAGCCCGGCGGGGGCGGCCCGGCCUGGAGGCCUCGGGCCCGCAGGCCAGGCGCCGCCCUCGCCCCCGGCCGGCCCGGGCCAGGUCCCCCCGGCGCCCCUCGAGCUGCCGCUGCCGGCCGGGGGGGAGCGGAGCCCGCCCGCGCCGGGGCCCGCGCUCAAGCGGAAGCACGAGGACGGCAGCCUGUCGCCCGCGGGCAGCGAGGGCGAGGCGCCCCGCGACAAGCGGCUGCGCACCACCAUCCUGCCCGAGCAGCUGGAGGUGCUGUAUCGCUGGUACCUGCGGGACUCGAACCCCACGCGCCGCAUGCUCGACUGCAUCUCCGAGGAGGUGGGGCUCAAGAAGCGCGUGGUGCAGGUCUGGUUCCAGAACACCAGGGCGCGCGAGAGGAAGGGCCAGUUCCGCGGCGCCCCGGGGCCCGGGGCCGGGGCCGGCCCGCCCACCAAGGCCGCCCAGCCGGCGCCCGCGCCCGCGCCCGCGCCCCUGCCCAAGUUCAGCCUCAUCCUCGCCAAAAUAGACGACGGGACCGGGACCGGGAGGGAGGCCCCCCGACGGGAGCCGCCCACCUUCCCCUGCCCCCCAGCCGCCGGGCCCCUUCCUUUCCUGCCACCGGGGAAGGAGCCCGGCCCGCCGGCCCCGGAGCCGCCCGCGGAGGACGAGGGCCCCGAGGAGCCCCCCAGAGCCGCCCCCGAGAGCGAGGCGGGCAGCCCCGCGGCCGGGGACCUGAGCGACUCGUCGGCCUCCAGCCUGGCGGAGCCCGAGUCGCCGGGGCCCGGGGGCGGCGGGGGCCCGGGGGCGGCGGCCGAGGCCCUGGGGCAGCGCCGCUACCGCACGCAGAUGAGCAGCCUGCAGCUGAAGAUCAUGAAGGCCUGCUACGAGGCCUACCGCACGCCCACCAUGCAGGAGUGCGAGGUGCUGGGCGACGAGAUCGGGCUGCCCAAGAGGGUCAUCCAGGUGUGGUUCCAGAACGCGCGCGCCAAGGAGAAGAAGGCCCGGCUGCAGGGGGCGGCGGCCGGGCCCGGGGCGGGGGGCGGCGAGGGCCCCGCGGCCGCCCCGCGCGCCGACUGCCCCUACUGCGACGUCAAGUUCGACUUCUACGUCUCCUGCCGCGGCCACCUCUUCUCCCGCCAGCACCUGGCCAAGCUCAAGGCGGCGGUGCGCGCCCAGCUCCGGAGCGAGGGCAAGGGCUUCGGCCCGGCCCCGGGCCCCGACGCGCCCCCCGCCGCCCGCGCCCCCGCCGCCGCUCCCGCCCGGCCGCGCUUGGCCCCGGUCCUCCUGUCAGGACCCGCCCUGGCCCAGCCGCAGCAGCUCGGGGGCCUGGCGUCCUUCGGCUCAGGCCCCGCGGCCUCCCCGGGCCUCCUGGGCCUCACCACCUCCGUGCUGCCCGCCGCCACCGUGGUCCAGGCUGCAGGCCCCGGGCUCCCGCUGCAAACCCAGAGACCCGCGCCCGACCCAGCCGACAGCCCCGCCACGGGCGCCCCCGAGCCGGGCCCGGCCACUGAGCCCGCGGGGAAGCCGGGCGCCGCGCCCCCCGGUGACGCCCUGCAGACCCUCAAGGCGCUGAAGGCCACCGUGCCGGCCCUGCUGGGGGGCCCGUUCCUGCCCUUCCCGCUGCCCCCCGCGGGCGGCACGGCGCCCCCCGCCCUCUUCGGGCCCCCGCUACAGGGCGCCUACUUCCAGCAGCUCUACGGCAUGAAGAAGGGGCUCUUCCCCAUGAACCCCGUGAUCCCGCAGACCCUGAUCGGGCUGCUCCCCAACGCCCUGCUGCCGCCCACACCGCAGCCGCCGGAGCCCCCCGCCGCGGCGCCCCCAGAGCCGCCUGACGCGCCCGCCCCGGGGGAGGCCGAGGCCGGGGAGGCCGAGGAGCUGCUGGCGGGCAGCGCCGGCAUCUCCACCGUGGACGUGGCCCACCGCUACCUGUGCCGCCAGUGCAAGAUGGCGUUCGACGGCGAGUCCCCGGCCGUCGCCCACCAGCGCGCCUUCUGCUUCGCGGCGCGGGGCCCCGGGGGCGCGGCGCCUGCCCCGCCCGCCCCGCUGCGGGUGCCCGUCCGCACCUACCACUGCCUGGCGUGCGAGGUGCUGCUGAGCGGGCGUGAGGCCCUGGCCGCCCACCUGCGCUCCUCGGCGCACCGGCGCAAGGCGGGCCUGGGCGCGGGGGGCCCCUCGGGCUCCGGCCCCGGCGCCGCCAUUGCCAAAGAGGAAGCAAGAUUACCUCACACGGACCCCAGCCCCCAGACGACGACGACUACCUCUACACUCCUAGCUUUAUAA